Messenger RNA from Brassica rapa (field mustard), 1416 nucleotides. Its product is annotated as pre-mRNA-splicing factor 18. NCBI's taxonomy places the organism in Eukaryota, Viridiplantae, Streptophyta, Magnoliopsida, Brassicales, Brassicaceae. The record is from RefSeq and is a predicted model, not a curated record. Gene Ontology annotation, cellular component: U4/U6 x U5 tri-snRNP complex; U2-type post-spliceosomal complex; U5 snRNP. Gene Ontology annotation, biological process: RNA splicing; generation of catalytic spliceosome for second transesterification step.
UAAAAACUAUUUAACUAUCAUAUCAUCAGUCAUCGCCCAAUCCUCGGCGGCGAUUCGAUUAAAGAAACAUUCCGAUGGAUUUGCUCAGGCAAGAGAUUCUGAAGAAGAGGCAGUCUCUCUCCGAGGAAGCUGGUGGCAAGAAGUUCUACAAACGAUCCGAUAUCGAGCAGAAGAAACUCCAGAAGCUUCGCGAGGAAGAGCGACGCGAGCACGAGCUCAAGGCCCAGCGACGAUCCGCCGCCGCCGUAUCUAUCAGCGGUGGUAAACAAUCCGGCGAUUCAUCUGCUCCUGGCUCUUCCACGGCGUCGGAGACAGCUGCGAUCGCUGAUUCCAAAUCCCUAACCGACGAGAAGAACAUCGAAACCCUAGAUCUUCCGAGGCAUGAAGUGAUUCGCAGAUUGAGAAUCCUCAAGCAGCCGAUGACUCUCUUCGGGGAAGACGAUCAAGCUCGUCUCGAUCGGCUCAAGUACGUGUUGAAGGAAGGCUUGUUCGACGUCGACAGCGAUGUCACCGAUGGACAGACGAAUGAUUUCUUGCGGGACAUCUCCGAGCUGAAGAAGCGGCAGAAGAGUGGGAUCAUGAUGGGAGAUAGGAAGAGGAAGAAGAGUAGUAGAGAUGAGGAAGGUGAUAGAGGGGAAGCGAGGGAUGAUGAUGAGAUUAGUGGCGAGUCUAGUGAUGUUGAUGCUGAUAAGGAUUUGAAGCGUUUGAAGUCUAACUUCGAGGAGCUUUGUGAUGAGGAUAAGAUUCUUGUGUUCUAUAAGAAGCUGUUGAUUGAGUGGAAGCAGGAGCUUGAUGCUGUGGAGAACACUGAGAGGAGAACUGCUAAAGGGAAGAAGAAUGUAGCCACUUUUAAGCAGUGUGCUAGGUAUCUUACUCCUCUCUUCAACUUGUGCAGGAAGAAGGGUUUGCCAUCUGAUAUUCGACAAGCUUUGAUGGUGAUGGUUAACCAUUGCAUAAAGCGAGACUACCUCGCUGCAAUGGAUCACUACAUCAAACUAGCCAUAGGAAACGCACCGUGGCCUAUCGGGGUGACUAUGGUUGGUAUCCACGAACGUUCCGCGCGAGAGAAGAUUCACACCAACAGUGUUGCUCACAUCAUGAACGACGAGACCACUCGCAAGUAUCUUCAGUCGGUUAAAAGACUGAUGACGUUCUGCCAAAGACGUUAUCCAACUAUGCCUUCUAAAGCCGUUGAGUUCAAUAGCUUAGCCAACGGAAGUGAUUUACAGUCUCUGCUCGCUGAAGAGAGGUACUUUGGUGGUGAUCGUGGACAAGUCUCGGAAGAGAGACUACGCCUCAUGGCUCCCCAGAACGACAAUUAAUGUUUACAUCUUUACUGUGUUGUAAUGUCUUAACCUUUUCUAAGAUUGUAAUGAAAGAUUAACUAAUGUAUCUUAUAAAGUAUCUUCUUUAGUA